Molecule: messenger RNA, 1243 nt
Organism: Candidula unifasciata
Lineage: Eukaryota; Metazoa; Mollusca; Gastropoda; Stylommatophora; Geomitridae
Source: the annotation of a GenBank genome assembly
AUGAAGCAGACUUCACAGCUGCAACAGCUUCAACUAUUGUUAAGUUCUGGACAAUCAGAAGCUGCAGAUUCCAACGGUUAUGGAAUUAAUGAAACAAAUAACACAUCUUGUAGUCUAGACCUAUAUGAUUCAAGUUCAUCCGGGUUCAGCUCCGAAAGAGGAGAUGCUCCUAAUUCCGGAAGGCAUCCUUGCAGAUCCCACUCGGACUCGGCCACAUCGCGAGAUUUAUCCCCUGAUCACAGCGAUGCAUACCUUUGCAGCAGCAGCGGCUGUUCAGUCAGAAGCCACAGCCUUCCUGUAUCUUCAUCACACGAUGUAUCGCCUAAAUAUAUAUCCCUUCGCUCAUCAUGUCCGUUGGCAUGUACGCCGACUCAACCAUCAGAUGCAUAUGACGAUUCAGCUGAUUUCAGUAGAGCUGCUAACUUCCUCACAGACGAUCCUUCAAAUUUAAAGAUGUUUGUCAUCGACAGUCGUUCUAUUCAGAACAACCAACAAAAAAAUGAACAAGUUCAAGAAAACACGUCGUUAAAUUGCAUUCGAAAACCAAAUGCCUCUAAGCACGAUUCCAUAGCAGACUGGGAAAUGAAUGGCUUUCUCAACGAUAUCUCUCGUGAUGUUGCCACAACUGACUUUUGGGAGAGACAGACAAUGGGAGAACUGCAUGACUGCAGCUCGGAGACUUCCGGAGCAUUCCAAGAAUCAACGCCAAGACAAGAAAUUUUAGGCUCACAGUCGGUGUUAGCACAACAUAGGCGACAGAAACAAAUAGAGAUUGAACAGGUACACCAGGUUUACAAACAGAUAGCCCCUCACUGUGAUCGUGUGAGACAGAAGGCUUGGCCGAGAGUCAAACAGUUUCUGAAAGACCUGGAACCAGGAUCACUGGUUGCCGAUGUUGGAUGUGGCAACGGCCGUUACUUAAUGAUCAACCCCUCUACCUUCAAAAUUGGCUGCGACCUUUGUCCGCCAUUUCUGGACCAAGCUAAGAGUCAAGGUCAUGAGGUCAUGAUAGCUGACAACCUGGCCCUCCCUUUCAGAGACGGAAUAUUUGAUGCCGUCAUCUCUAUAGGGGUGAUUCACCACUUCGCCUCUUUGGAGAGAAGGAUCAUGGCCAUCUCGGAGCUGUCCAGAGUUCUUUCUCCUGGAGGAAAGCUGAUGGUCUACGUCUGGGCUUUUGAACAGGCGCACAGAAAAUUUGAAGGUCAAGAUGUUCUCAUACCCUGGGUCAAGCCGGAAGUUAAAG